AUGGACAUUUCUCGGGUCAUCAAGCCCUGGAAGCUCAACUCUCAGAGGACUCUGGUCUUUAUGAAUGCAACUAUCAUCGACCCAGUUCAGGGCGAGUUGAUCCCACAUGCCACAGUCCGAAUCUCGGAUGGGAAAAUCACCCAGAUCGUCACCGACGGCUCAACGACAGCCACAGAAGACGUUUCAGAAGAAAGCAUCAUUGAUCUAAGUGGAAAGUACUUGUGCCCUGGCUUGAUCGACUGCCAUGUUCACAUCGCCGUGGUUCCAGGCGAAGCCGAUCUCCGUGCCUACAAGGACAUGACCGAGCGCAUCAGUCUUCUUCGGCAGCCACUCGUCCUCAAAUCCAUGUUAGAGCGUGGCUUUACCUCAAUCCGAGACUGCGGCGGCGCAAGUCUAGCAGUGAAGGAAGCGGUUGAGGACGGUGUUUUCCCCGGUCCUCGACUGUUCAUCGCCGGCUAUGCCCUCUCCCAGACAGGCGGACAUGGUGAUAUGCGCGGCUCUCACGAUGCCCAGCUAUGCUGUGGAGGCUCGCUGUCCGGAAUUAGUAGGAUUGUCGAUGGCCCAGCAGAGUGCUAUAAGUAUGCCCGCGAGGAGCUGCGCCAGGGAGCCGACUUUAUCAAAAUCAUGGGAGGUGGAGGUGUCGCCAGUCCCACAGACCGCAUUGAGCAUGUUCAGUUCUCAGACGAGGAGAUCAAGGCCAUUGUCACGGUCGCACGCAAUGCAGGUACAUAUGUCACGAGUCACAGCUAUACACCGCAAGCAAUUCAACAGGCUAUCAAGCUUGGCGUGCGCGGUAUUGAGCAUGGAAACCUCAUUGAUCUUGAAACCGCAAAGAUGAUGGCUGAGUUGGAUGUCUUCUUGACACCUACGCUUAUUGCACAUGUCAUGUCUAAGCAAUUGAACUUUCUGCCUCCCGAUGGCGCUGCUAAGAACGACGAGGUCCUCGAGAAAGGACUUCGCGCCAUGAAAAUGGCGGUUGAAGCCGGUGUGACUGUUUGUUUCGGUAGUGAUCUUCUCGGUCCGAUGCAUUUUGCUCAGAGCAAGGAGUUCUCGGUCCGUAGUAAGGUCCUGACGCCUUUGCAGAUUCUGCGAAGUGCGACUGUCAAUGCUGCUCGUUUAAUUAUGCAGGAGGAUCGACUUGGUCAGAUUCGGGAGGGAUUUGCUGCUGAUCUGGUGAUUUUGAAUGAGAACCCGUUAGAUGAUAUUACUGUUUUGGAUAAGGUUGAGGAGCACAUGAUGGGUGUGAUCAAGGAUGGGAGAGUAUAUACUUCGCGGUGGGAGGCUCUUAAGGUAGAUGCUUGA
Messenger RNA from Penicillium nucicola, 1302 nucleotides. RefSeq names its product metal-dependent hydrolase family protein. Bases 1 to 1302 code for a protein of 433 amino acids. The record is from RefSeq and is a predicted model, not a curated record. The transcript has a single exon. NCBI's taxonomy places the organism in Eukaryota, Fungi, Ascomycota, Eurotiomycetes, Eurotiales, Aspergillaceae. Gene Ontology annotation, molecular function: hydrolase activity, acting on carbon-nitrogen (but not peptide) bonds.